AUGUCGUUUAGCGAUUUGGCCUUAACUGACGAUGAUCCCUUAUUUCGUGAGACACAUUAUGCACGUUACGGUUAUGAAAGAACAUUAUUGACCUACAUGGACCGACCUGAUGAAUUUCCUUCUACACGUUUUGAAAAGUUACCAGAAGCACCUGUACCUGAUUAUACCCAACCGUUAUCAAAACCAGUUCGUCAUUUUAUCGCAGCUUCUUCUUCUGAACUCACGGCAUUUAUAUCUCGAGACGGUUACUGGAACUGUCUUUGCAUUACGUUGGGAUUAGAAGCAGGUAAAUCCGAAGUGAUUGCCAUUGAUGCUGUAGAAGAAAACCAGGACAAAAUCAAGUUACUUGUUGCUUUAGCUGUAGCCGAGGUAUAUUAG
Messenger RNA from Mucor mucedo, 378 nucleotides. RefSeq lists its product as uncharacterized. The transcript is spliced from 3 exons. The record is from RefSeq and is a predicted model, not a curated record. The coding region runs from base 1 to 378 and encodes 125 amino acids. NCBI's taxonomy places the organism in Eukaryota, Fungi, Mucoromycota, Mucoromycetes, Mucorales, Mucoraceae.